Molecule: messenger RNA, 2634 nt
Organism: Diaporthe amygdali
Lineage: Eukaryota; Fungi; Ascomycota; Sordariomycetes; Diaporthales; Diaporthaceae
Product: potassium transporter 1
Exons: 4
Coding region: 1-2634 (877 amino acids)
Biological process (GO): intracellular potassium ion homeostasis; potassium ion import across plasma membrane
Cellular component (GO): plasma membrane
Molecular function (GO): high-affinity potassium ion transmembrane transporter activity
Source: RefSeq, a predicted model, not a curated record
AUGGUUUCACCCGUCUAUAGCAUCUUCUGGGAUCAGCUCAAAUCCCUUAAGCCCUCCUUCCUCUCCAAGAAGCCCCAUUUCAACUUCAUUACCGUUCAUUACUUCUGGGUCAUAGGAUUGACCAUUUUGGCGUCCGUGGUUAUCUAUGGCGUCGCCGAUGGGCAACUGGACUACAUCGAUGCGUUGUUCUUCGCAGCCGGUGCAAACACACAGGCCGGCUUGAACCCGGUUGACGUGAACAAGCUGAACACGGCCCAACAGGUCAUCGUCACUUUGUGUUCCAUGGCCUCGAGCCCCAUUACCAUCAAUUCCUUUGUAGUCUUCCUACGGCUCUUCUGGUUCGAAAAGAAAUUCCAGCACAUUGUGCGUGAGGCCCGGAACCGCAGGACUACCAUCUCCAAGUCCAAAUCUACGGCACAGCCAGAGCAGACCCAACCUCAGAAUGGCGUUAAUGGUCGCCAUAUAACGGUCAUGCACAAUGGCAACAGAUCCAGAAUGACCAACGACGGGAUUGUGCUGGAGGAUGCAGGCGAGAAGCCCUCAAAUGGUAGCAGCUCAGGUGGCAGCCCGGGCGACACCCCUCCCGAGCCGGAUUCCGGUCCAGCCGUAACCGAGAGCCCGGGCCCAGGAAUCCGGUUCGCAGGUACGGUAAAGAGAAGUGAUGGCGUCGAGGACGACCAGUUGAAGUAUCCGCGCAGGAGAACGGACGAGGAACACAUUGCUAUCCUGGAACGCCAGCGGAACACUAACAAUGACGAGAUUCUCCGUAUACCGGGACCAAUGGACGUUGAGAGGGGGUUACGUCCCAGCAGGAUUGAGGAGAGCUCUGACGAGCCACUAGAGCCUGUUUCCCCAAGGGCGCGUGUCAACAGUAUGGGGGAAGCGGACAGGUCGGCGCGUCCCAAAAUCACAAUCCAGGAGCCAAAGGAGCCAACUUCGAAAGAGCCGAAGAACAGCAAGAUGGACGACAUCAACGACGACGCAAGGGCUUUCAUCAACGUGCUCACCCCGUUCAGAUUUCGAAAACCCCGUCUCUUGACCAAUGGCGAUGACAAGCUUCACCACGACCGUGACGCGCCAUUUUCGCGGUUGAGAAGACGCCAGACCCUCGACACAAUCAGGAACGCACUCACGAGGGACAAGGAUGACGAGGCACCGUACCUAAGCUGGCAGCCGACACUCGGACGAAACUCGCAAUUUCACGAUCUGACGGAAGACCAAAGAGAGGAGCUGGGUGGCAUCGAGUACAGAUCACUCAAGACCUUAUCAUUGAUACUUACUAUGUACUUUUGGGGGUUCUGGAUCCUGGCGGUAAUAUGCCUCACGCCAUGGAUUUUAAACUCAUCUUAUGGCUCCCUUGUGGAUGCUGCCGGUCAAUCGAGGGCGUGGUGGGGCAUCUUCACGGGCAGCUCUGCGUUCAUGGACCUUGGCUUUACUCUGACGCCGGACAGCAUGAACUCCUUUAACACAGCGGUCUUUCCGUUGUUGGUCAUGAGCUUUUUCAUCGUCAUUGGAAACACCGGAUUCCCUGUCAUGCUUCGUUUCAUCAUUUGGAUUACGAACCUUUGGGUGCCUCGACACUCUGCGGCGACGUGGUGGCUCUUCUGGUUGCUUGUCAUCCUCAACGGGAUCGACUUGAUAUUUUUUAUUAUACUAGAUCUCGGUAGUGGACCGAUAGCAGAGCUGUCUCCCGGGAUUAAGGUUCUGGACGGCCUGUUCCAAGCAGCAUCGACCAGGACAGCUGGAUUCUCAUGUGUAAACCUCAGUUAUCUGCACCCGGCAGUCCAGACGUCCUACCUGAUUAUGAUGUAUAUCUCCGUCUUUCCGAUUGCCAUCUCGGUCCGUCGCACCAACGUCUACGAGGAGAAGUCCCUCGGUAUCUACCAAGACGUCUCCGGCGACGACGACGAGGGUUUGCAUAAGAGCUCCUUCAGCUAUGUCGGCGCCCAUUUGCGUCGGCAGCUUUCCUUCGACUUGUGGUUCAUCUUCAUCGGCUUCUUCAUCCUGUCAAUAUCGGAGGGCAGUCGCCUGUCGAGCAAUGAUUUCUCCAUGUUCGCCGUUCUUUUCGAGAUUGUGAGCGCAUAUGGCACGGUCGGUCUGAGUCUAGGGUAUCCUACCGUCAAUGCCUCGCUCUCGUCUCAGUUCACCGUGGUGGGCAAACUGGUCAUCAUCGCGAUGCAGAUCCGAGGCCGCCACCGUGGCCUGCCGUACGGCCUUGACCGUGCCGUCCUUCUCCCCAGCGAAUCCCGGUUCCGUAACGAGGCUGAGGAGCCGGCGCUGAUGGGCGUGAGGACGAGGACGAUGCCCCGGAGGGGCUCGGCCGUGUCGGUGGCGACGGACGGGAGGAGCCUCAACCGGGGGCGCACCAAGAGUGUGGACAAUAGGGUUGACCGCGUCAACUCAAACAUAAUCACCCAGUUCUUGCAUCCCGGUCCGGCGAUACCACACCAUGACACGGGCCUCAGGCGGGUAACUUCCGAUCCGACUGUGGAAAACCCGGGUCCCACUCUUGGGCCUGCGUUCGAGCCAUACAUGAGCAUGCCGCGGCGGUCAGAGACAUACUCUAUGUCGAGGCGGUCGGUGAACAACGCGACGUUGGCAAGAGAAAGAGACAGAGACAGGGAGGAGGUCUAA